Molecule: messenger RNA, 1260 nt
Organism: Vicia faba (fava bean)
Lineage: Eukaryota; Viridiplantae; Streptophyta; Magnoliopsida; Fabales; Fabaceae
Source: the annotation of a GenBank genome assembly
AUGGAUCAUUCUAGAUUCCAGCAACAAUGUUGCACUUUCAUCAUCAUUAUUACUAUUUUCGUUGCAGGACUCGCAACAAAAACCGAAUCAAUCGGUAUAAACUACGGCCAAAUCGCAAACAACCUACCUUCACCGGAAAACGUAGUAUCACUCAUAAAAUGCGUCGGAGCAACCAAAGUGAAACUCUACGACGCAGAUCCAAAGGUUCUAAAAGCUUUCGCCAACACCGGAAUCGAAUUCAUGGUAGGUUUAGGUAACGAAUAUCUCUCAAAAAUGAAAGAUCCAAACAAAGCCCAAACAUGGAUCAAAACCAAUCUUCUCCCUUAUCUUCCCUCCACCAAAAUCACCUCCAUUUUCGUCGGUAACGAAGUUCUAACCUUCAACGACUCUUCACUCACUUCAUGUCUUCUCCCAGCAAUGCAAAGCGUUCACACCGCACUCGUUAAUCUCGGACUCCAGAAACAAAUCACCGUCACAACAACUCAUUCCUUAGCCGUUCUACAAACUUCUUAUCCUCCGUCUUCCGGAACGUUCCGUCCUGACCUAGCUUCAUGCCUAGCUCCGAUCCUGAGCUUCCAUGACAAAACCGGAUCUCCAUUUUUGAUAAACGCGUAUCCUUACUUUGCUUAUAAGGAUAACCCAAAGCAGAUUCCGUUGGACUACGUUUUGUUUCAACCGAAUCAAGGGAUGGUGGAUCCGUCUACGAAUCUUCAUUACGAUAACAUGCUGUUCGCGCAGAUCGACGCGGUUUAUUCAGCGUUAGGGAAGUUAGGUUACGGGAAGCUUCCGGUUCAUAUAUCGGAAACCGGUUGGCCGUCGAAAGGAGAUGAAGAUGAAGUCGGUGCGACGGUGGAGAAUGCGAGGAAGUAUAACGGAAAUGUGAUCAAGUUGAGUAGUAAGAAAGGAACGCCGUUGAAACCGGAUUCGGAUUUGAAUAUUUACGUUUUUGCCCUUUUUAAUGAGAAUAUGAAACCUGGACCAACUUCUGAGAGGAAUUAUGGAUUGUUUAAGCCGGAUGGUAGUCCUGCUUAUAACCUUGGGUUUUCUUUGUCUUCUUCGUCGUCUUCUACUUCGAGUCCUCCUUCCAACGACGCCGCUAAAAAUGGUACUAGUGGAUCUGGUGCUGGUGCGCCGCCGCAGCCUCCGACCUCCUCCAACGGUUAUUUGGCCAUUUCCUCCGCUAAAUCACUGGAGAGAUACCAUUUGAUAUGGCUUUCUUUAUCCUUUCUGCUGCCAUUGUUGAUGAUUUUGAAGUUUUGA